Lytechinus variegatus (green sea urchin) is the source of this 1456-nucleotide messenger RNA. RefSeq names its product tyrosine kinase receptor Cad96Ca-like. Bases 1 to 1026 code for a protein of 341 amino acids. The record is from RefSeq and is a predicted model, not a curated record. Gene Ontology annotation, cellular component: signaling receptor complex. NCBI's taxonomy places the organism in Eukaryota, Metazoa, Echinodermata, Echinoidea, Temnopleuroida, Toxopneustidae. The transcript is spliced from 11 exons. Gene Ontology annotation, molecular function: ATP binding; transmembrane receptor protein tyrosine kinase activity. Gene Ontology annotation, biological process: multicellular organism development; cell surface receptor protein tyrosine kinase signaling pathway; positive regulation of kinase activity.
AUGGAGUUUGAUGAGUCAAAGAGGAAUAAUAAAAGAGAUAAAGAAAUUAAACCACUUGAGGUGAAUGACAACGUGGCCUAUGAGAUGAUUCAAAGCGGAGAUCAAGCAUUCACAGCGUUAAAACUUGAUUCAUCCAACUCUUUCGCCAUCGCUCGUGAAAACGUGACAUUCUUCACCAGACUCGGCUCGAUUGGACAGGGAAACUUCGGCGAGGUAUGGAAAGGAGACCUUCGGUCAAACCAAAACCAUCUCGAUGUCGCUAUCAGGCAAAUACCAGAUCGCGUCACAAAAUCAUCACACGUACUUCAAGCGAUUGAGGUUCUUUACAAGCUAUCGGAUCAACCAAAUAUUGUUAAAUGUCUCGGAUAUUCUAAAGAGCAAGGUUUUAUUUUGUAUGAGUUCAUCUCGGGGGGUACACUACUUACCCAUCUACAGACUUCAGGGGUGCAAUCCCGACCCACUUACAGCAAACCAAAAGGUGUCCGUAUUGAUGAGGAUACACUACUUAAAUUGGCUUGGCAGGUAGCUAAAGGGAUGCAGUACCUUACUUCUAAGAAGAUCAUCCAUGGAGCGCUCUGUGCUCACAAUGUGUUGCUAGGAGAAAGAAAGCAAUGCAAGAUAUCAGAUUAUGGACUUUCUUCAUCGCUCUUUGGUGACGUAGCUAAACCAACCAGAUGGAGCUCACCAGAAACAAUGGCAACGGGUGACCAAACAACAGAAGGAGACAUCUGGUCUUUUGGUAUCGUCUUGUGGGAAAUUGUGACUCUGGGUGCAAGACCAUACCCAAAUAUGACAUUCAGCUCGGUUCAGACGGAGGUUGCUAAUGGUUACCAGAUGCCAUGCCCUCGUCACUGUGCACAAGAAGUGUAUGCGGUUAUGACUGGUUGCUGGGACAAGGAACCCCAAAAUCGGAGUAACUUUGAUCACAUCCUGAAGAGUAUGGAAAGGAUUUUAGAAAAGACACACAGUUACCUGUCUCUGAAUGACUUGGAUGAUGGGUUGUAUGUCUCUACUCUAGAUAUGUGAUGCCAAGAGCAUAAAACAAUGCCUCACAAUAUGUGUUUUACAUGGAAGGUCAAUGCAUACGUGGUAGAUUUAAGUGUAACCAAUUCACGCAUUUCAUUCUUCUCUGGAUACCGGACCCUUGAUUUGAUCAAGAUUGAAUUUGUUGUUUAAUUUCCUUUAAAAAUAUAUUAUGCUAUGCAGUGGUGUAUUUAGUAUCAGAAUGCAUGAAAACAUAGUUUAAUUUUCCUAGUAGUGUUUUGGUUUUUCCUGGUGUUUAGUGUUUUUUAUUUUUUUUUAUUUUAACCCCCACCGAUACCAAUUCCAGGGUCCCAUAGCACAAAGAUUAGGAAUUAAUUGUACUUGUCUUUUUUACGCUUGAUUGUGCAUUGUAGUCAGCAGGGGCGUCGAUCCAUUUUUCAGAUAUGGGGGGGGGGGCAAAAUCAUGAAUCAA